Paramuricea clavata is the source of this 3631-nucleotide messenger RNA. Lineage: Eukaryota; Metazoa; Cnidaria; Anthozoa; Malacalcyonacea; Plexauridae. The record is from the annotation of a GenBank genome assembly.
UGCAUCAUUAAAGUGUCAAACGUAUGUUUACAUAUUAAAGUGCAUUCACUUUUGAGUGACAGCGGCUCAGACUCGCAGCCAAUCAUCAAUUCCCGUCCACUGGUGGACGGGGAAUUCGAUUACACUGCCAAACCCAGCAGGCGGUAUUUCCCAGGCUUGCCCAAUUCUAGGAACCGCCUGCCAUGCAGGCUAGCUAGAAUUUGACACCCAAAUUUUGGGGUGUAAUAAAUUAAGACCACUUAAUUUCAAUGCCCGAAAUUGAUUUGUUCUUCAAAAUUUCCUACACUUGCUGCUCCAAGACAAGGUAAAUUUUAUAUUUUUUUAAUCCUCGAGAAAUAAGCUAUUGGAAAAUGUUUGAAUCAAGUUUAUACGAUCAGAAAUUUAGAAGUGAGGAGUCAAUUUGGUAGCCGCUUGACUAAAGUUUAAUUGUUUACAACAUAACAACAAGAUUACAUAUCUUAUAUGUAAGCUCAUCCAAUUUUUGUUGUAGAGACUUCGUUUAUCUUUCUAAAGAAAAUCUUCGUUUAUCUUUCGAAAGAAAAUCUUCUAAGAAUUUCAAAAAUAUAUAAUGUGUUUCGUGUUAAGAUAGAAAAUAAUUUUUAAAUGAAGAAAAGUGAAUGGCCUUUGCACGUCAGUCGAGACAUAUUAAAUAUUUAGUUUAGACUGUAAGCAUCAAAUUUCGUCGGAAAAUUUGGCGAAAACUUGCUCAAAUCUUUACAUACUUUCUACAAUCUGUAUCGCUAUUCAAUCAAGAGUUUAAAAAUGUUUGAAUGAAGUAUAUUGGUUGAGUAUUUUAAAAAUGAUCUAAAGUUUUGUACUGAGAAUUUCAAAAUAUUUUAAUACAUAUGAUCGCAUGCAUGGCAUAAUAUAGCGCAACAGUACUAAACUUUGGAUAAUUUUUAAAAUACUCAACCAAAAUACUUCAUUCAAACAUUUUUAAACUCCUGGUUGUAUAGCGAUACAGAUUAUACAAAGUGUGUAAAGGUUUGAGCAAGUUUUCACCAAAUUUCCCGACGAAAUUUGAUGCCUACAGUACAGUCUAAACUAAAUAUUUAAUGUCUCGACUGACGCGCAAAGCCAAAGGCCAUUCACUUUUCUUCAUUUAAAAAGGUAUUUUCUAUUUAAUACGAGACACAUUAUAUAUUUUUGAAAUCCUUAGAAGAUUUUCUUUCGAAAGAUAAGUAAACGAAGUCUCUACAACAACAAUUGGAUGACCUUACAUAAGAUCUAUAUAGGGACCUUAAAGGUGCUCUACAGUCCGUAUGUAAACAAAGCCUUUGCUUACAUUUUUGUGUCCAAAAUAUUGAGCUUUAUUCGACAACUAUUUAUAUUUUCAAGCUUCUAGAGUAUAAUAAAUGAUCAAGAAACAAUAAUCAGGCUUUUCAAGAACCCAAAACAUAGUUAAUUAAACUGUUUGUAUCAUAAAACGUGGGCUCCUUUGUGCACAUGCACAGAUCGGACUGUAGAUCACGUUCAAAUAAAAGCCUUAACAUGGACAAUAUGGUUUCUGGAAAGUUCCUAGCCUUGCUACUUUAAAUUAAAUAGAUGUUCUAUUGUCGUAUUGAAUAUUGCAUAAUUUUUAAUGUAAUUUGGGCGAAUUAUAGUAAUAAAAAAAUAUUGUAAAAAUUGACAGGUAUUUGUUGAGACAAAUAGACUGGUACAGUAUUAGUACUUUCAUGUAAACUUUAGAAAGAUUUAAACUUCCCCCCCUGCGGCCUUAAAUUCUUGACGAGGUCUUACUGUAUUUCCCUCAAAGAAUUCUAUAAUUCUGUGAAUUGUAAUUCCCUCAAAGAACCGAAAAGUCUUUUAAAGCUCUUUUCAUGGCUGAUAUGUAAACUUUACGUUUGACUGGUUAACGUUUUACAUUGUUUUAGACUACAGCAGUAUGGCUCAUCAAGAAUGGUCAACCAAAUUCAACGAACUAUUUUCUGAGCUGGAUGACCCGUGGAAUUUGGAAAUAGUGAGCAAUGUAGUGCAGGAAAGCGGAUGGCUACAAAUGCAAUACACUGGAAAGGCAACGUUUGAAUGUAGCACAGCCACAUGCAACAACAGAUGGACAUCCGUUAAUGCUGGAGCCAGAUUCUACUAUCGCCAAUCCGGUUUCAACACUGGACAACAUCGCAAAGUAAAGCUGUUUCUGGGAGGACAAAAAUGUUUGAAAUGCAACGGCGUAUUCGAAAAUGCUAUGUGGCAUAAUUUAUGCAUAGAGCGUGCGAUUACAAAACUGCUGAAUAAAGUAAAGCAAAAGUUCUAUGCUUUGAACGUUCCCACCAGUACAACAGGAAACGCAUAUGUCCAAGCAGAUAUGUCCGCCCCUCACCAAACAAGUCUUUGUGAAUUCUGUGCGCUGGGAAUAUGCCAGCAUGGUGAACAGAAUGAUAUUGACAGCUUCGCAAGUCAGUUCGAACACCUCGACCUCGACGACGUGUCGGAUGAUGACUACGAUGACGUGUCGGAUGAUGACUACGAUGACGUACCGGAUGAUGACUAUGACGUCUACUAAUUGAUAUUCAGCACUUCACUUUUUUGUACGUUCGUGCAUUGUUGACACAUAUAAUGUGAAUGACACGGUGUGAAUGCACCGACUCUAGUACAGGCACACAGACUCAGAAGUACAGUACAUAUACAGAGGUCUCACUUCAGGUUAAUUUAGUGUCGGGGGGUCAGAGGACUCGGACUGGCCUUCAAGUUUGGCUUCAAAUUUUCAGUUGGGGGUAGCAUUCCAGUUCUAUUCAUCUCAAAGAUUUUUUCAGUCUGCCAUGUUCUUAGCAAGUGUCCUUUAGAAAAUAUGAAAACAUAUUAAAAUUUUAAAAUUUAAUGUUCCAGGUGGGUAAAUGUCUCUCUUCACUAGCUUGCUAAGAACAUGCCCGCCAGGUAUUUCGGUAAAAACUACCAUAUGUUUUUCCCGUAGAAGCAAGACCUCUGUAUGUGGUACUCUGUGAAAGGGGCGUCGCUAGCCCUAUUUAAAUGAGGGGGGGGGGGGAGGAUGUAAGUUAAUUUUUGACGUUGGUGUCACCACCUCAUCCCCCCCUCUAGCGACGGACCUGUGGCUAUAAAUAAUACUACAUCUAUGAACUCAAAACUAGAAUUCCUUAGAGGUUCUUACUUAUGUUACAGCAGAAUAUUUUCGGGGUAAGAAGCAUGAUAUUGCAGAAUAUUAUAUACGGCGAAAAAUAAAUAAUUAUAGCUUUGGAGUUUGAGGUACCCAGCUCAACCUUAUAGUCAGUAAGUCAACUUUAGUCACGCAGAGUAUAUUAAAUGCAGAGCUCGCGUGGAUACAGAAUGGAAGCAGAAUAAGCAAGGAAGUUCAAAGCUGAAACCCAAACGACAGAACAAGACAGACGCCAUCGAAGAAAACGAAAGAGGAACUGAACAUUAUAAAAAUACUAUCUUAAUUUAGUCUUACUAUUAUAAAGUUUCAGUACCCAAAAUUUUUGUGCACAAAUAACAGUACUUUCUUCUAUAUAUGACAACUUAAUCAAAUUUAUGUGACCUUUUUAUAUACAGUCACUUCUAUAACACGGACAUUUUGGAAGUUCCGCUGCUUAAAAAAGAAAAUUCCACACGCGCUAACAAGCUGAACGUAUUUGCAUAAAAAUUAAAAUCUCUCCCACCGAGCUUUAGAACUUGC